Molecule: messenger RNA, 255 nt
Organism: Paracoccidioides lutzii Pb01
Exons: 2
Coding region: 1-255 (84 amino acids)
Source: RefSeq, a predicted model, not a curated record
AUGAUGCCACCCACCAAUAAUGCGCAGACGGUGGCAGGGGCUGGGGAUACCGACCCAUUGGACAUCCGAGAACGGAGCACCAGUGCGCGCAGAAAAAGCCGUCAGAUGAACAAGAAUGUCGUUGAACCUUGGUCCGCCAUCUAUUCCCGGCCGACGGCGACAUCGAAGCACAUCGAAGCGCAAGAUGCGCGUGUGACUUGCAGUGGCAGCCGGCUAGACGGUGAUAUGGACGAGGAUUCUCGGGAGAUGCGAUGA